AUGAGUAGAGGGAACGGUGAUAAUGAUAAACAUGGGAUCCGAAUUCCGGGGGUCAUGUUAGACCGGAUUAAAAGGGAAGAUGGUGAAGAGGAAGACUCGAGAUUUCAGCCAACCUCAUCUCAUAAUGGGAAGAAGAGAAAGCAAGGUCCAACAUUAUCACGGAAGGAGAAGAGGAAACAAGAAAGAGAGUCAAAGAAACAAAAAAGAAGUCAGGGUAAACAAAAGUCUCUAGUUACCCCAACGAAAGGAAGGGGCUCUGCUGAAGUGUUAAAUAAGAAGACAUUGGUAAAGAAGACAUCUGUGACGACAUCAGGGAAAAAGUCUGUAAAGUUUGAAGAUGAAGACCAUGAAGACAACCACGAAGAAGACCCCUUGGCCCAAUUGGCAAAGUUAAAGACUAAAAAGAACGCCAAUGGUAUCAGAGUUGUUAAACAGAGUGAAUUGGAUGUUGAAGAUUUUGAAGUUGACAGUGAAGACUUUGGUGACGAUUUCGAUGAAGACUUUGAUGACAGCUUUAAUGACGGCGAUGAUGCUUCAGAUCCUUUGACUGCACUAGCUAAUUUAAAAGGUAAGAAGUCCAGUGCUGAAGUCCGAAUUGUUAAGGAAGGUGAUAUUUCAGAUAAUAGUUCUAAGGAUGGCGUUGAAGAUUCAAUGGAUGGUUUUGAUGACGAAUAUGACAAUACUUCUGAUCCUUUGGCAUUACUUGCUGCAAUGAAGAAGGGUAAGAAAUCAAGUUCAGAAGAUGUUAGAGUCGUUAAAGAGGAAGACUUGGACGAUGACUCACUUGAUGAAGAUGAUUCUGUUAAUAGUGAUUCCAUGGAUGAUAAAGAAGGUGACUCUGAUUUUGAAGGAUUUGGAAGCAAUGAUGAAACUGAAGCCAACCCACUCGAACAGUUGAAGAAACUCAAGGAGCAAAAGAAUACUAAACCCAAGAAACAAGAUGCAGUCAAGUUUGAAAUAACUCCGGAUCAAAGGGAGUUGAUGAGACGAGAUGAAGACGAUAUGGAAUAUUAUGCAAAGAAACUUGGUCUCAAAAAAGGGAAGAAAGAUACUUUGAAGAAAAUUGAUGACGAUGAUAUUCUUGGUGGGUUGCUUGAUGGGUUAGACUUUGACUAUCUUGAAUAUGAUGAAGCUGAAGAUGAACAAAAAGAACAGGAUGAACUGCUUGAUGAAGAGGAUGAACUGCUUGACGAUGAUGAUGACGAUGACACUCGUAGAGUCAAAGAGAAUCCGUAUGUGGCACCUUCACAAGAUGGUAACUCAGCAGAAACCGAUGAGGACGGAAGUUCUGCCCGUUCCAGAUACAUACCGCCUGCACUUCGGCGGAAAAUGGCAUUAGAAGGGCAAGGUGACAGUGAAGAAGUUAUCCAACUAAAAAAAGCCAUUAAAGGUCCUUUAAAUAAACUUUCAGAGGCUAACCUUGCAAAUGUAAUUGGCGAUAUUAAUGCCUUGUAUUUAUCCAACCCAAGACAAACCGUCAACGAGAUCCUAACUGCUGCCAUCUUAGACAGUAUCAUCCUGCAAUCCAGAUUAUUGGACAUGUUUGUAUAUCUACAGGCUGCACUUAUAGCCAGUAUCACCAAACUACAGGGAGUUGACUUUGGAGCCUAUUUCAUCCAGACCAUAGUUGAAAAGUAUGAUUUGACCAAAACAGACUCUUCUAAAACAAAGGAGACUCUAAACUUGAUUUCCCUCUUAUCAUCGGUGUUUAUGUUCCAGGUGAUUCUGUCGAGAUUGCUCUACGACAUCAUCAAGGAAUUGAUUGAACAGUUGGACGAACGGAAUGCCGAACUCUUGCUCAAGAUAUUGAGAGUGGCAGGGACACAAAUGAGAUCUGAUGACCCCACGGCACUAAAAGAGAUCAUCUUACUUAUCAAUAAGAAACAGGCACUGAUGAAUGAUGACAUUUCCACUAGAACAUCGUUCCUUCUUGAAACCAUCACCAACUUGAAGAACAACAAGUUAAGGACUGACGACAACACCAUCAAGUUAAUCUCUCGAAUCAAGAAGACCAUCUCUUCUCUUGGCCAUGAUUCGGACCCCAUCCAAGUCAACGUGGACGACAUCAGAAAUGUUGACUCCAGAGGUAAAUGGUGGUUGGUGGGGUCUGCCUGGAAGGGGCAUGUCAACGACAAUGUUGCAGCAAAAGAUGAUACUAACAUCAAUGAGACUGCAAUCAACGAUGCCUUGGACUCAGCUGAACCCAAUUGGAUGGAACUUGCUCGUUCACAGAGAAUGAACACCGACAUCAGAAGGGCAAUCUUCAUCUCCAUCAUGUCGGCGAACGACUUUGUUGAUGCUAUGACCAAACUCGACAAGCUUGGGUUAAAGAGAGCUCAAGAACGGGAGAUCCCUCGGGUCUUGGUCCAUUGCACUGGUCUAGAACCGGCCUGGAACCCAUACUACGGCAUUUUGGCGUCCAAAUUGUGUGACAGUCACUCGUACAGAAAGACGUUCCAGUUUAUGCUUUGGGAUGUGAUCAAGGAAUAUGACACGUCACAUGGUGGCAACAACUCUGAUAAUGAAGACGAAGACUUUUUGGGGUUUGAUUAUUCAGAAGACGACGAGGACAUCAAACUUCGGAGAAUUCUUAAUUUGGGUAGGUUUUUUGGGUUUUUGUUUGCACGUGGCUCCUUGUCACUACACGUGUUGAGAACAGUCAACUACUUGACUCUUAGUGGUGACAGUCUUUUGUUCCAUGAAGUUUUGAUGGUGAGUUUCUUGGAUAAUGUUGCAAAAAUGUCGCAGAUCAAUUCUGUGGGGUCUGGUAUCGGAAAAAUGUCGUCUUCCUCAGAUCAAAGAUACUCCGAUGCGACAUUAAUUGAUAGACUCUUAAAGGCUAAAGAACAGCCAGCACUCUUACGAGGUUUGCAACGGUUCUUGGAAACCAAAGUGGUCAAGAGUGAUGUCAUCAAUGGGAAGAAGCAAAAGAAACGUAUUGAGUGGGGGGUUAGGGCCCUGACAGACAUUAUUGAUGAAUUAUUACGACACUCCAAAGAUAACUUCUGA
Lizanozyma spartinae is the source of this 3009-nucleotide messenger RNA. RefSeq names its product Sgd1p (gene SGD1). Gene Ontology annotation, molecular function: RNA binding; protein binding. Lineage: Eukaryota; Fungi; Ascomycota; Pichiomycetes; Serinales; Debaryomycetaceae. The coding region runs from base 1 to 3009 and encodes 1002 amino acids. Gene Ontology annotation, cellular component: nucleolus. Gene Ontology annotation, biological process: ribosomal small subunit biogenesis. The record is from RefSeq and is a predicted model, not a curated record. The transcript has a single exon.